This is a messenger RNA of Eptesicus fuscus (big brown bat), 4167 nucleotides long. RefSeq names its product proprotein convertase subtilisin/kexin type 6 (gene PCSK6). Bases 321 to 3212 code for a protein of 963 amino acids. Gene Ontology annotation, biological process: peptide hormone processing. Gene Ontology annotation, cellular component: cell surface; membrane. The record is from RefSeq and is a predicted model, not a curated record. Gene Ontology annotation, molecular function: serine-type endopeptidase activity. The transcript has 22 exons. Lineage: Eukaryota; Metazoa; Chordata; Mammalia; Chiroptera; Vespertilionidae.
GCCUGCGUCCCGGGAACCCGCAAAAAGUCGGCGAGAAGUUCCCGGCGAGGGGCGUUCCGGGUCCCUGGGGCUUGCAGCGGGCCCGGGCGCGGGCGGGCGCAGGGGCGCCACCGGGGCGCGCGGGCGGGAACGCGCCGCGGCCGCCUCCCCCUCCCCUGCCCUCGCUCCCGCCCGCUGCGGCGGUGGCGGCGGCGGCGGCGACGGCGGCGGCGGCGGCGGCGCUUCCCCAGCGCGCGGAGCGGCUUUAAAAGGCGGCACCCCACCCCCCGGGCGCACACUCGCCGCUCGGGCGCCCGCCGCGGAGCCCGCCUGCCGCUGCCAUGCCUCCGCGCGCGCCGCCUGCGCCCGGGCCCCGCGCCGCCGCCACCGCCGCCGCCGCCGAGGACGCGGGGGACGCGGGGGACGCCGACCGGCCCGCGCCCCGGCCGCUGGCGCUGCGCCCCUGGAAGUGGCUGCUGCUGUUGGCGCUGCCCGCCGCCUGCUCCGCGCCGCCGCCGCCGCGCCCCGUCUACACCAACCACUGGGCAGUGCAAGUGCUGGGCGGCCCGGCCCAGGCGGACCGCGUGGCCCAGGCGCACGGCUACCUCAACUUGGGCCAGAUCGGGAACCUGGAGAACUACUACCACUUCCACCACAGCAGGACCUUCAGGAGGGCCGCCGUGCGGAGCAGAGGCCGCCACACCUUCCUGCGCAUGGACCCCCAGGUGAAAUGGCUCCAACAGCAGGAGGUCAAACGCAGGGUGAAGAGGCAGGUGCGCAGCGACCCCCAGGCCCUUCACUUCAACGACCCCAUUUGGUCCAGCAUGUGGUACCUGCACUGCGGGGACAAGCACAGCCGCUGCCGCUCGGAAAUGAACGUGCAGGCGGCGUGGAAGCGAGGCUACACGGGGAAGAACGUGGUGGUCACCAUCUUGGAUGACGGCAUCGAGAGGAACCACCCGGACCUGGCCCCCAAUUACGAUUCCUACGCAAGUUACGACGUCAACGGAAACGAUUAUGACCCGUCGCCACGCUAUGACGCCAGCAACGAAAACAAGCACGGCACGCGCUGCGCAGGCGAAGUGGCUGCCUCUGCCAACAACUCCUACUGCAUCGUGGGCAUCGCGUACAACGCGAAAAUCGGAGGCAUCCGCAUGCUGGACGGGGACGUGACGGACGUGGUGGAGGCCAAGUCGCUGGGCGUCCGGCCCAACUACAUCGACAUUUACAGCGCGAGCUGGGGGCCGGACGACGACGGGAAGACGGUUGAUGGGCCGGGCCGGCUGGCCAAGCAGGCCUUCGAGUACGGCAUUAAAAAGGGCCGGCAGGGCUUGGGCUCCAUCUUCGUCUGGGCCUCGGGCAACGGCGGGCGAGAGGGGGACCACUGCUCCUGCGACGGCUACACCAACAGCAUCUACACCAUCUCCGUGAGCAGCACCACGGAGAACGGCUACAAGCCCUGGUACCUGGAGGAGUGCCCGUCCACGCUGGCCACCACCUACAGCAGCGGCGCCUUCUACGAGCGGAAGAUCGUCACCACGGAUCUGCGUCAGCGCUGCACCGACGGGCACACGGGUACCUCGGUCUCAGCCCCCAUGGUGGCGGGGAUCAUCGCUCUGGCUUUAGAAGCAAACGGCCAGCUCACCUGGCGGGACGUGCAGCACCUGCUGGUGAAGACUUCCCGGCCGGCCCACCUGAAGGCGAGCGACUGGAAGGUCAACGGCGCCGGCCACAAAGUCAGCCAUCUGUACGGCUUCGGCCUGGUGGACGCGGAAGCCCUGGUCCUGGAGGCGAGGAAGUGGACGGCGGUGCCCGCGCAGCACACCUGCGUCGCCUUCGCGGACAAGAGGCCCAGGAGCAUCCCCGUGGUGCAGACGCUGCGCACCACGGCCCUGACCACCGCCUGCGCCGACCACUCGGACCAGCGGGUGGGCUACCUGGAGCACGUGGUGGCCCGCAUCUCCAUCUCCCACCCGCGCCGCGGCGACCUGCAGAUCCACCUCAUUUCCCCCUCGGGGACCAAGUCCCAGCUGUUGGCCAAGAGGCUGCUGGACCACUCCAACGAAGGCUUUUCCAACUGGGAGUUCAUGACGGUGCACUGCUGGGGAGAGAAGGCCGAGGGGGAGUGGACGCUGGAGAUCCAGGACAUGCCGUCGCAGGUCCGCAACCCGGAGAAGCAAGGGAAGCUGAAGGAGUGGAGCCUCGUCUUGUACGGCACGGCGGAGCACCCCUACCACACCUUCAGCGCCCACCAGUCCCGCUCCCGGAUGCUGGAGCUGUCCACCCCCGGGCUGGAGCCGCCCAAGGCCGCCCGGCCGCCCGCCCCGGCCGAGGGCCCGGAGGACGAGGAGGACUAUACAGCUCGGUCCUCCCCGGGCCCUCCUAGCGUGUCCCAGACCAGCAUGUGCCACCCGGAGUGUGGGGACAAGGGCUGUGACGGCCCCGGCGCUGACCAGUGCCUCAACUGCGUCCACUUCAGCCUGGGCAGCGCCAAGACUGGCAGGAAGUGCGUGAGCGUGUGCCCCGUGGGCUACUUCGGGGACUCAGCAGCCAGGCGCUGCCGCCGGUGCCACAGGGGCUGUGAGACCUGCUCGGGCCGGAGCCCCACCCAGUGCCUGUCCUGCCGCCGCGGCUUCUUCCACCACCAGGAGACGAGCACCUGCGUGAACCCCUGUCCCGCCGGGUUCUACGCGGCGGAAAGCCAGAAAAAAUGUCUGAAGUGCCACCCCAGCUGUAAGAAGUGCGUCGACGACCCCGAGAAGUGCACUGUCUGCAAGGAAGGGUUCAGCCUUGCGCGGGGCAGCUGCAUUCCCGACUGUGAGCCGGGCACCUACUUUGACUCGGAGCUGAUCCGAUGCGGGCAGUGCCACCCCACCUGCAGGACCUGCGUGGGCCCCAGCAGGGAGGAAUGCAUCCACUGCGCCAGCAACCUGCACUUCCGGGACUGGACAUGUGUGCCCGCCUGUGGCGAGGGCUACUACCCCGAGGCGAUGCCCGGCCUGCCCCACAGAGUCUGCCGGAGGUGCGACGAGAACUGCCUGAGCUGCGAGGGCUCCAGCCGGAACUGCAGCCGCUGCAAGGCGGGCCUCACGCAGCUGGGGACCUCGUGCAUCGCCAACCACACCUGCAGCAACGCGGACGAGACCUUCUGCGAGAUGGUGAAGUCCAACCGGCUGUGUGAGCGCAAGCUCUUCAUCCAGUUCUGCUGCCGCACGUGCCUCCGGGCCGGGUAGGGGCGGAGGCCAGGCCGCUCCCGUCCGUCCGUCCGUCCGCCCGCCCCCCUCUGACAGCGUUACCUCCUGCGGGGCCAGGGCCUGUGGCGGCAGCCGCUGUGGGCGCCCGGCCCGGGGGGUGGCGGCCCCAGGGGGUCCCUACGGCGACGCCCCCUCCGGCGCACCCCAAUGGGCACCCGGGCCCUGCCUGGGCACCCCCACGUUUACCGAAUCUUCAGACCAAAGAGAACGGCGAGCCCGUGGCCUCCCCGUCACUGCUCGCCGGGCUUCGAGCUCCUCCAAGGUCAACCUCAGCCGCCACGGAGCCGCCGGGCCGGUUCGGGGACGGGGACUGUGUGACCGGGGGCGGGUGGGGGGUCUGUGUCUGCAUCGCCCCGUCAGAGGCCGCAGACGCCCGAGGUCAGAGCCCGCGGCCCCGAGGGAAGGGGCUGUCAUCCCGGAGCCCCCGCUCCGAGGGGAGCACGGCCGCCCGGCACCGUGUCCCGGGGUCUCCCCGCCGCCAUGCCCGCCGCCGAGCAGCGUCCCGGCCGUCCCGCCGCGGGGAGCCCAGCCCGUGGACGGUGCGUCCACCGCGUGGAGUGGCCUCGGGGCCCGUGUCCCCCGGACUGUGCGCCAGGCGGCCCGCGGGACCCCUUGCUGCCAACCGGUGUGGGCGUGUCCGUCAGCCGCUCCGGCUCUCCCCGAGGGGGGUCCUGUGGACAGAGCCCCGAUAUUUCCCCGGAAAUGCACCGGUCGGCUCUGGGACCCGGAGCAGCCUUUGCCUUAAAUUCCUCUCGAGCUUGUACGGCUCCGUCGUGUCCGGCUCCCCCCAUCGGACCUUCACGCAUCUGACGGGUCCCGGGGCGCUGGGGGGCCCCCCCCGCAGGGGUGGAUGGAACCCAGGACACCGAGGGAGACGCCCUCAGAGCAAAUGCAGCGUUCACCCUAAGUUAAUAAAAUAAAAGAGUUAACAGCC